This is a messenger RNA of Anoplophora glabripennis (Asian longhorned beetle), 1423 nucleotides long. RefSeq names its product lipase 3. Bases 164 to 1363 code for a protein of 399 amino acids. The record is from RefSeq and is a predicted model, not a curated record. Lineage: Eukaryota; Metazoa; Arthropoda; Insecta; Coleoptera; Cerambycidae. Gene Ontology annotation, biological process: lipid metabolic process. Gene Ontology annotation, molecular function: hydrolase activity, acting on ester bonds. The transcript is spliced from 8 exons.
GUUUAUUUCACAAAAAAAAAUUCCUUUGUGUAUCUUUGGAGGCAUAAUUUUUAUAUUGCUAAUUAAAAUUCGGGAUUACGCUUUACAAGAUAAUGUCUAAAUUAUUAACUAGUGCUCUAUAUAUAACAGGGGUCCAACUUUUUUAUUUUUAAAUGUUAUCAAAAUGUAUUGGUUCAUGUUCCUCUGCAUGGUAUUAGCUUGUGCUAGAUCACAAAUUGAUCUUGAACUUUUAGACACAGCUAAGAAUCCUUUUGUGUAUCUAGACGAACAAAAUUAUUCUUACGAAAACCACACAGUCGUCACGGAAGACGGUUACCGUUUGUUGUUAGUUCGAAUUCCUUACAACAGGAACGAAUCUUCAUCUAACACUUCCAGACCAGUAGUACUAUUUGUUCAUGGCCUGGAUUGCAGUUUCUACGACUACCUCAUUACUGGUCCAGGAAUAGCGUUUGGAUUCAAAGCUCUUGAGGCAGGGUAUGAUAUAUUUUUAUUGAAUACUAGAGGAAACAGAUGGAGCCGAAAUCAUACCACUUUAGAUCCUGACUUGAAUGCAGAUGCUUUUUGGGAUUUUAGCUUUCACGACGUUGGAUUAUAUGAUCUUCCGGCAACAAUUGACUACAUUCUUAAUGUCACUGGACUGACCAAACUGUCUUACGUAGGACACGCUCAAGGCAGUACAGCAUUUCUUGCCCUUACAAGUACCAUACCCGAGUAUAAUGACAAGAUUAAGGUGGCCUUCUUCUUGUCCCCCAUCGCAUACCUCGGUGAUGCUCUAUACUUCCUUUUCGUUUUACUCAAAACCAAUGUACCCUUGGUACAAACAGUUGCUGAAACCUUUCAUAUAAACGAGUUGUUGCCUUAUAGUCCUGUCGGCGCUGAAACUAGAAAGGUUUUAUGUAAUCCCAACUCGGCACUGCUACCGAUAUGUAGAGAAUACAUUUACGAAUCGUUUGGUCCUUCCGGUCAAAUAAAUGACUCUAUAUUAUCUGCUCACCUCCUGAAUUUUCCCGCAGGGGCUGCAUUUAAACAGCUUCUACAUUUCGUGCAAAAUGCUGCUACAGGUGAAUUUCGGAGGUACGACUAUGGAAUUAUAAAUAACCUAAUCAAAUAUGGACAAAUUACGCCUCCCGAUUACAAUCUUGGGGCAGUUACUACCCCUAUAGCCUUGUACUAUGGAGAAUACGAUUAUUUUGCCGCGGUGACUGAUCUUGACAGACUAGUGAGCGCCUUGCCAAACGUCAUAAGGAACGAGCUUAUCACGUCCGUGGUAACAAAUCAUUUCGAUGUACUGAUGGGAACUCUGACAGAACAGCUUGUCACUCUACCAGCUAUGGAGAUUUUAAAUGAAUACAACAAUUUGUAAGAUGUAUCUGACUUUUUUUGUUUUUCAACAAUGUAAGAAAAUAAAUACGUUCAAUUUCUC